AUGGACGUAUCUUUAAUGGAUUUUGAAUGUUUCGAGCAACAAUUUACAGACCUAAUAAGUGAAUUUCAAACUUUGUCAACAACUGAGAGUCAUUUACGUAAUGCUGUUCGAGCUGAAGCUGUUCGGGCGGAAGCAGCUGAGGCAGCUAGGGAUGCAGCAUUGCGUGCCUCAGCCGAGUCCCAGGCCUCUGCUGCCGCAGCUACCGCUGGCGCUGAACAAACUGCUAGAGCCCUAGCCGCGGUUCAAGACGAACUGGUCACUAUUAAAAUGCAGUACGACCUUGCUGAUCGACAACGCACACUUUUCGAAGAAAAUUGUAUUGAACUGAACAAUAAGUUGAACCAAGCAGAGACCGAACUAGAACAAUUGAGACCGUUGCAAACAAGUUACAAGACUUUACAGCAACAGUUCGUUGAUUUACAGAAACGAAUACAGAAAGCGACCGAGGACGCUGACAAUGAGGCUCGUUCACUGGAGAGCGAACUGCGUCGUGUGUCUCGUUGUGCCGGCGGCGGUUCCGAGGUCCGAGAACGAGCUCGUCUCGCCGCCGCUGCACACGCCAGAGACAAGAGACUGGCAGCGGACGAGAUGAGACACACUAUGAGGGAGUUACAACACAUGUCCAAAAAUAUCACUAAUGAGUUUUAUAAUCUGUCGCAAUUGUUUGUAGCCGAAAUAGCGCGCUUGACAACUGUUAUAGUUGAACUGGAAGGUCAGUUGUGUAAGCAAGAAGAAAUAAAAGCUAAUAAGGAUGAUGUCGAAGAUGUCAUCUCAGAGUUAAAAGCUGCUUUGGAAGCUGAGAGAAAUGAUACAGCUCGUCUCCAGAAAACAUUGGCUAAAGCCUUAUCUGAUAAUGCAACUUUGGCAUCAGAGCUCCACAAUAAUGACAACGAUGCACAAGCAAGAAUAACAUCUCCGAGUAAUAGUCCGCACAGCCAUGAUUGUCCUAUAGAUUCAUUUCUAGCAGAAUAAA
This is a messenger RNA of Danaus plexippus (monarch butterfly), 973 nucleotides long. RefSeq lists its product as uncharacterized. NCBI's taxonomy places the organism in Eukaryota, Metazoa, Arthropoda, Insecta, Lepidoptera, Nymphalidae. The record is from RefSeq and is a predicted model, not a curated record. The transcript has 5 exons. Bases 1 to 972 code for a protein of 323 amino acids.